Rhizoctonia solani is the source of this 2691-nucleotide messenger RNA. Its product is annotated as DEAD (Asp-Glu-Ala-Asp) box polypeptide 58. Bases 1 to 2691 code for a protein of 896 amino acids. The transcript has 5 exons. The record is from RefSeq and is a predicted model, not a curated record. Lineage: Eukaryota; Fungi; Basidiomycota; Agaricomycetes; Cantharellales; Ceratobasidiaceae.
AUGUCUUCGCGCUAUUCAUCUCCAAACUAUACCGAGGACGAGGCAACCUUUGAAACUGAUAAAAGGGAGCAGAUUGACAAGAACUUACCCGAGAUCAAGCUGGUGACGCUUAGGGAGUGGCUGGCAAUUUGGCUUCGCUUGGACCGUGAGUCAACGCCUGAGCUCCGAGAUGCGUUUGGCUUGUGUAGCCAUUUCUAUGAUCCAGAGUCAAGGAGGCUGCGACGCGCUCAAAUUACCUUCAACGAUUGCCGCCCGCUGAAUAACCAAACUGUCCAUCAACUUGCGGAUGUUGACUCAAUGAUUGGCGUCGUUCCAAGAAACAUGCCUUUGAUUCCUGUACCCACUCUCAAGACUGUCAAGUAUUACAUGAUGAGAAGCAAAUCGUAUACUCUUACCUCUGACCUCCAUAUUGGGCCAGUCAAAGUAUUGAUGGAUGACCGUACUUUAGACAUGCAUAUACACAAAGUGCCCAACAUUCGAUUCUUGGAUUUGGGAGAUAAUGGAAUGUUCCGCUUGCACUUCCCGCUUUUGGGAUCAACCGGUAACAACAUGUACCUGGGUGACUCCCAAAUGGCUCAGCUCUACGACUUGGCGUUUCAUCCAGCAGCUCUUCAAACCCUCCCGGAGGAUUUAGUACGAGAAUGGCCUGGCACCUAUGAGGACGAGAAGUUCAGAAGUCAAAGCCACAAGUCCAAGCAAAAAGAGUAUCAAAACCAGCAAGGCGAGAGUCAAGACAUGCGUGGAGGCGUGGCGCAGCAAACUGGUCGAGACAUUCAUGUCGAGUACAUUCAGGAUUGGUUGGAUUGCGCCAGAGCCAUGAUCCAGGAGACUGAGAAGCUGCGCUGGGCCAGGUACUUUUUCUUGUCCUACAAGCUCAGAGGAGUGAAGAAUCGGGAGUGCAGCGUUCAUCCCCCUCCAGAGGUCCCCCCCGUGACUGUGCUUAAUGAGCCUACGGGUGAUGAUGAAGAUGUUGAAAUUGAGGUUGAUCAAGAAAGCCCAAGGGUGAAAGCUGUUGAAGGUAUACUCAGCCAUUUCAAUACCACUCUAUUUGAGCCUGGUAUGUGGUUCAUCGACAUUGCCACCCGGAUCACCAUCUCGCCAAAUCCGGACGAUCCAUCGGAGUGUACCUUUGCGGAUGCGGAUAUGCACUCCCUUCUAUUUCAACACUAUACCGGCUUAGCAUUUGAAAGCUGUGAAGAGCUCGUUAGCGGUCAAGGAAAUCAUUACCAGAAGGACGAGCUAGCAGGAGACACCGGUAUCACUUAUGCACAAAUCUACACCACCGACAAAAGCAAUACCUACAACAUUGCGCUAGCUCAGAACGCACAGCGAACCAGCGCCAUCCGAAUGCUUGAGUCAUGGGAUCAAGAGCUCAGCACGCAUAUCAACGGGUUGAUGUCUAGCUUUGAGAACUCGGCUUGCAACCAUGGUGUAGCCUUACGUAUUGAGACUCGUGUAGAGUAUGAGAGCUAUCCCACCUGUCAUUUGAGAAUACCGGAUGAGCUGCUCCGGAGGUGUGUCUAUGUUUUAGACCGUGAUGUGUUCUGGCACUGGAAACGUUGCCGGCUUGCGUCCAUGAAAAGCGUUAUGUGCCAAUGGAUGGACGCUCGGCGUACGUUUACCCUCAACCGGCUUGCCGUGGCUGGGACAUUGCUCAUCAUCAUGGAAUACAUGAUGAAUGCACUGGUGAACCGUCCAGCCUCUGGGGGGACUUGGGACCAGGUUCAUGAUGCAGCCUGCGUUAAAGAAAUGAGGGGGAACGAAUUGGUUCCCACGCGCAAGCUGGGCGCCCUGUUUCUCCCCAAGAUUCAUUUUGAGAAAAACAAACAGCCGCGUGUUUCUAGGCAGCGAGUCCUCGACCAGGCAACCAUUCUCUACUUACUUGGGCCUCAAGGUCAAUCGUUGAGCAGUAUCAUGGCUUUCAACAAGAUUGUGGGAGUGAAUCUCCGAAAGCGACCGCGCGAUGAAGACCCUCGCCCUUGGGAAAGCGGCGCGCAGAAUUCAAGCGCGGCUCCAAUAUCAAACAAGCAGAGACUAGUUACGAUCCGGAGUACCCAUGACACAGCGAACCCGCUUGCUGGUCCCGAUUAUGCUCAAGAUCAGGAUACGUACUCAUCAGAAGAAGAAGAUCAGGCAGAGCAAGAGAGCGCUUCACCGUUCAAGAAUAUGCUUUGGGACAUUAUCAGCAAUUAUCCAAUCCAGAUCAUGAACAAGGCUCCUAACCGCUCACAAGCGCGUGAGUCUUGGUGCCGACUUGGCAGCGACGAGCUUGCUGGAGUAACGCAUGACUUCUUCACCAGCAUGGAGAAUCUCACAAGAGCGUUUGAAUCGUACUACUUGUUUCCUGCUGAUCUCAGCAAGUGGGAUGCCACCGUGGCUCAUCUCUUUCCGCUCAUUCAAGGCAGCACCGGGAACCUUGAAAGGCGACAGGGUGUUUCGAAUUUGGGAGUGGUGGUUGAGUUUUGCACCAUGCAGCUAGCCCUUCCUGAGUCAAGUCGAGCGCAGAUGGUUCAAGACGCUAGACAAUAUGUCUCAGCACACUGGGCUUGGUUACCCAUAGGCACAGGCAAGAACCACUUGUGGUCAACCGGGGUCAGCAACGUGCCUAAAUCUGCGCAACAAGUAGGACCAUUGAAAGGAGGGCCUUGGAUGAUUCGCAACCCUAGGUUAAUUCGCGCUGGUGAUCACUAA